CCGACGAGUCGUCUCCUCCGCGACAAAAAUCAAAAUCCUUUUCUUCUUUAUUUAUUUUUUCUCCAUCUCUCUCUCUCUCUCUCUCUCUCUAAACCCUAGAAACCAGAAAAAACCCUUGAUCUCACCACCAUCAUGAAGAGCAAGAAGCCAUUAAAGCAGCUGAAGCUCUCCGUUCCCGCUCAAGAAACCCCCAUCACCAAUUUCCUGACUGCAAGCGGUACAUUCCAGGACGGCGAUCUGCUCCUAAAUCAGAAAGGUUUGCGCCUGAUCUCUGAAGAAAAGGAAGCUCGUCCAUCAGAUGCUAAAGAGGUCGAUCUUCAAUUCUCAUUGGAAGACCUUGAGACCAUCAAAGUCAUUGGGAAGGGAAGUGGUGGUGUUGUUCAACUUGUUCGCCAUAAAUGGGUAGGCAAGUUGUUUGCAUUGAAGGUUAUCCAGAUGAACAUUCAGGAGACUAUUCGUAAACAGAUAGUCCAAGAGCUGAAAAUUAAUCAGGGAUCACAGUGUCCACAUGUGGUUGUUUGCUACCACUCUUUCUACCAUAACGGUGUUAUUUCUCUUGUCCUGGAAUACAUGGAUUGUGGGUCUCUAGCAGAUAUACUCAAACAAGUGAAAAUAAUACUCGAGCCCUAUCUUGCGGUUGUUUGUAAGCAGGUUUUGAAGGGUCUGGUAUAUUUACACCAUGAAAGACACGUAAUUCACAGGGAUAUCAAGCCCUCCAAUUUGUUGGUAAAUCAUAAAGGAGAAGUAAAAAUAACUGAUUUUGGAGUGAGUGCCGUUGCCAGCUCCAUGGGUCAGCGGGAUACAUUUGUUGGGACUUACAACUACAUGUCGCCUGAGCGGAUUAGAGGAAACACAUAUGACUAUAGUAGUGAUAUUUGGAGCUUGGGCAUGGUAGUACUUGAGUGUGCUAUAGGUCAUUUUCCUUAUAUACCAUCCGAACAAGAAGAAGGCUGGCUGAGCUUCUAUGAACUUCUAGAGACCAUUGUGGAGCAACCACCCCCUUCUGCCCCUCCAGAUCAAUUCUCACCAGAGUUCUGUUCAUUUAUUUCUUCAUGUAUACAAAAGGACCCUCGAGACAGAAUGUCGUCAUUGGACCUUCUGGGUCAUCCUUUCAUUAAAAAAUUUGAGGACAAGGACGUCGACCUCGGAAUCCUGAUGGACAGCUUAGAACCGUCUGUAGAUUCUGCGAGGUAGCAACAGUUUUUCAUCGCAAUGAAGUAGCUGGUGUGAAAAAUUCUAUGGCAUAUCUACAGUGACAGUCUUCUAAUUUGGGAAGGGUGGUCAUGAAGAGUUUGAUUUUGCCCACUCUCUACUAUUACAUAAAUUGUGAUGUAGAUGCCUUCCGGCUUGCCAUCAGCCAAGGUUCCUGAAUUUUCAAUUCAAUCCUCCGAUGGAGGCGAGAGAACUUUGAAUUUUGCGAAUCAGGUAUGCUGUCCUAAAAGGUAAUGGAUCUUGAUGUAAUCUGGGCACCUGAAACACCAAAAAGAGGAUAUGCAACUUACAUACUUGUAAUGAAAAUGGUGAGAAUUGAAUUACAUUUGAGUCUGUUUCUUGAA
This is a messenger RNA of Magnolia sinica, 1556 nucleotides long. RefSeq names its product mitogen-activated protein kinase kinase 6. The transcript has 8 exons. Gene Ontology annotation, cellular component: cytoplasm. Bases 133 to 1194 code for a protein of 353 amino acids. Lineage: Eukaryota; Viridiplantae; Streptophyta; Magnoliopsida; Magnoliales; Magnoliaceae. Gene Ontology annotation, biological process: protein phosphorylation. The record is from RefSeq and is a predicted model, not a curated record. Gene Ontology annotation, molecular function: protein serine/threonine kinase activity; ATP binding.